CACAGAAACAUGCGAUCAGAGAAGAAACCAUGGUCGCCACUCCUCUGUGACGAACUCAACGAGGAAAUCUUGUCUCGUCUUCCCGUGAAACCUUUGAUACAAUUCAAGUGUGUGUGCAAGGGAUGGAACUCCCUGAUGUCAGAUCCCUAUUUCAUCAAAUUGCACCUUAGCAAAUCUGCUGCGAAGGACGAUUUGGAACACCUUCAACUGAUGAAAAAUGUCUGCCUCGGAUCCAUCCCUGAAAUCCACAUGGAAUCGUGUGAUGUAAGUUCGUUAUUCCAUUCCCUACAAAUUGAAACGUUCUUGUUCAAUUUCGCAAACAUGCCAGGUUACCAUCUGGUCAGUUCAUGUAAUGGGUUGCACUGUGGGGUUAGCGAAAUACCAGAAGGAUACCGUGUUUGUUUCUGGAACAAGGCGACAAGGGUGAUAUCCAGAGAAUCGCCAACGCUGUCUUUUUCCCCGGGCAUUGGUCGUAGAACAAUGUUUGGGUUUGGCUAUGAUCCGUCAAGUGACAAAUACAAGGUUGUAGCAAUUGCAUUGACUAUGCUCUCACUUGACGUAUCUCAAAAGACUGAGAUGAAAGUUUAUGGCGCGGGUGACAGUAGUUGGAGAAACCUUAAAGGUUUUCCUGUUCUUUGGACUUUACCUAAAGUUGGUGGAGUGUAUCUGAGUGGAACCCUUAAUUGGGUUGUUAUUAAGGGAAAAGAAACCAUUCAUUCUGAAAUCGUAAUUAUUUCUGUUGACCUGGAGAAGGAGACUUGCAGAUCACUGUUUCUUCCCGACGAUUUUUGCUUUUUUGAUACAAAUAUUGGAGUUUUUAGAGACUCGCUGUGCGUUUGGCAAGAUAGCAAGACCCAUCUUGGCUUGUGGCAGAUGAGGAAGUUUGGAGAUGACAAGUCUUGGAUUCAAUUAAUAAAUUUUAGUUAUUUACAUCUUAAUAUUCGUCCUAAUGAAGAAAAAUCGAUGAUUUUACCAUUGUGCAUGUCUAACAAUGGAGACUUCUUCAUGCUGAAAUUCACUAGAAAUGCUGAUGAUGAAUACCAAACAAUUCUAUAUAACCAGGGGGAUGGUAAGUCUCAAGUUUCUGUUGUUCCCUCAGGUAGUUUCAGAACUUUGUUGUGGCGCAACCUCAAGAUUUUUACCAAAAGUUUGGUCAUACCUUAUUGAAAUUCUACAGAUGUGAGUUCUUGAUUACCCUAUU
Glycine soja is the source of this 1201-nucleotide messenger RNA. RefSeq names its product F-box/kelch-repeat protein At3g23880-like. The record is from RefSeq and is a predicted model, not a curated record. The coding region runs from base 10 to 1167 and encodes 385 amino acids. Lineage: Eukaryota; Viridiplantae; Streptophyta; Magnoliopsida; Fabales; Fabaceae. Gene Ontology annotation, molecular function: protein binding. The transcript has a single exon.